Messenger RNA from Eufriesea mexicana, 1986 nucleotides. Its product is annotated as transmembrane protein 62. Lineage: Eukaryota; Metazoa; Arthropoda; Insecta; Hymenoptera; Apidae. The record is from RefSeq and is a predicted model, not a curated record. Bases 1 to 1986 code for a protein of 661 amino acids. Gene Ontology annotation, molecular function: hydrolase activity. The transcript has 13 exons.
AUGAAAAUAACGAAAUCUACAGUAAUUUUCUUGAUUUUUGUAUUAAUGUUGUCGAUAUUUGUAGCAAAUGUUGCUGAUCUGAUCAAUGUUGAUAAUCAUGUAUUAGAUGAUACUUUACAUAACGGAGAUAUGAAAAAAGAAUGGUCAGAUCCAAAAUUUUAUAAUAUCGGAACAUCAUUCGAGCAUUUAAUGUGGUUUUUGCAGAUAUCAGAUAUACAUAUAAGUAUAUUUCAAGAUCCAUUUAGGAUAACAGAAUUAAAGGAAUUUUGUAAUAUUACUGUGGGUACUAUUAAGCCUUAUGUUGUACUUGCUUCAGGAGAUCUUACAGAUGCAAAAGCCAAAGAUAAAAUGGGAUCAAAACAAAUAUUAGAAGAAUGGCAAUAUUAUAAACGUGUUUUAGAUGAUACUGAAGUUAGUAAAAAAACUCUAUGGUUAGAUGUGAGAGGCAAUCAUGAUAAUUUUAAUGUAUUAACUCUUGAGUCAAAAAACAAUUAUUAUUCAAACUAUUCUAUUCAAGGAAAAAAGCACCCAAGAUCUUAUAUGUAUACCAUAAAUGUUGGUUCUAAAUUAUAUACAUUUAUUGCAAUAGAUGCUUGCUUGAAACCUGGUCCCAGAAGACCAUUCAAUUUUGUUGGCAUGUUAGAUGAGCAUGAAAUUAAAAGUAUAUACAAUUUAGUAAAUAAAUCCAAGGAUAAUAACGCAGAUUUUAUAAUAUGGUUUGGUCAUUAUCCUACUUCCUGCAUACUAUCGCAAACUAAUAUCAGCAUUAGAAAUAUUAUAGGCAGACAUAGAGAAAGUAUGGUAUAUCUUUGCGGACAUUAUCACAUGCUUGGUGGAACAGUACCUAAUAUGUACACGCUACAACAAACAGGUUUCCUUGAACUAGAGUUAGCAGAUUGGAAAGAUAACAGAAUGUAUCGUUUAGGAGCAAUAGAUCAUGGUCAAUUUUCUUUUAUUGAUAUAAAACACAAAGAAUGGCCUGUAGUACUAAUUACUAAUCCUAAACAUGCUUUAUACACAAUGCCCAGGAAAGAAAAUAUAAUGUCUAUUAUUAAAUCUACACACAUUAGGAUAUUGGCAUUCUCUGUAGCAUUGAUAAAAAUUGUUCAGGUCCAAUUAGAUGACAAAGCUUGGCUUGAGUGUGAACAUGUUAAAGGACCACUUUAUGUUUUGAGAUGGAACACAACUGACUACAGAGAGGGAAUACAUACUAUUCGAGUGAAGGUUAUAGACAUAGAUGGAAGAGAAGCAAUAGUAUUUCAGCCAUUUGCUCUUGAUGGGUCACGUUUAUCAUUUCGCAUUUUACCUAGAUUUAUACUUAUGUCUAAUGUCAGUAGCAUUUUCCAAUUUUUGUUUGGCACAGUAUUACUUUUAUUGGUAAUUCCAUUAUGUUUGCUUCGUUUCUUUCAUAUAUUAUGUGAAAGGAAGCAAAUGCACCGACCAAGAUUCAGAAUAAAAUUUUUUCAUUCAUGGUUUAGAAAAUUGUGGAUAUUAUCUACUGUUGAUCGUCUAUUUUUUCCAUUAGUACUAUAUGCAUUAUACUUAACAAUUGGUCCAUGGGCAGUUGGUGAAGUAAUAGAAAAUCAAACAGGCAUAAUUUUUGCUUGGGGGACAUUUAUAGGAAAUUCUUUUUUGCCUGGUGCCUUUACUUACGCUUAUGGAUUUUUUCAAUUAUUUUCCUUCCAUUUACCACUAAUGUUAAUCUUAGCUAAUAGAGUGGAUAAGCGAUUACAAAAUAUUAAACCAAAUGGUAAACCAUUAUCUAAGAUAUGUUUUUUCUUACAAUACUUACCAAUAACGCUAUUAAUUAUGAUGCAAACCUGUAUGGCUUAUUUCUUCUGGUUAGCAUAUGGAACAUUAGCUACCAUAUUAUGUCCUUUACGCACUUGGAGUAUUUUUUUAGCAAUAAUCUUAUGGCAUCAAGUAGAUACAAUGCCGUAUUUUUGUCUAAGGUCUGCUGCAAAAGUAUGGUCUCCUCUUGGUUAA